Molecule: messenger RNA, 1779 nt
Organism: Ostrea edulis (European flat oyster)
Lineage: Eukaryota; Metazoa; Mollusca; Bivalvia; Ostreida; Ostreidae
Product: neuronal acetylcholine receptor subunit alpha-3-like
Exons: 1
Coding region: 87-1298 (403 amino acids)
Biological process (GO): signal transduction; nervous system process; monoatomic ion transmembrane transport
Cellular component (GO): membrane; neuron projection; synapse
Molecular function (GO): extracellular ligand-gated monoatomic ion channel activity; neurotransmitter receptor activity; transmembrane signaling receptor activity
Source: RefSeq, a predicted model, not a curated record
UGACUCCCUGAUGAUGAGAGCAUCAAUUUGUCUCCAUGAGAUGAGUCUUUAUAGGUAUUAGUGGAAGUGCUGUGUUUCCCAGCGAGAUGAGUCUUUGUGUGUCUCUAAUAUAUCUUCUUGUCCUUCUUCCAUUCUACAAUGGUCAGAACAUCGUAAAUGUGGACACGGAAACUGCUUUACAAAAUAUAAUUUUCGAGAGAUAUAAUCGUUAUCGUAAACCGGUAGUGAAUAUAACCAACAAUGUUCCGUUUGGAAUGGUAGUUUCUUUGCUCAGUAUUGAAAAGGUGGACGAGAAAUCGCAGACACUUUCAUCUGUUAUUUGGGUAACCUAUAAUUGGAGAGAUGAGUAUCUCCGGUGGAAUACAUCAGAAUAUGGGACUGAAUAUCUCCGGGUUCCAGCCGAAAAGGUAUGGGUUCCGUCUAUUUGUGGCGUUAACGAGCUUUCUGGUAAGAUGUGUAUGACUUAUGAAUCUGUGAAAGAACACGAAGCUUUCAUUCGUUACACAGGACAUGUCUCCUUGCAUACCACAGUUAAAAGUACCAUUCAGUGCAAAAUUAAUCUACAGAAAUAUCCCUUCGACGAGCAGACUUGUACUUUUGAAUUUAUGUCAUUGAUAUCAGCGAUGCAUCAGUUAGAAAUGAAUGAGAAGUUUUCCUUCAUUGAAGCAUCACACGCAGUAUACAAUGGCGAAUGGAGUCUGGUGUCUACAGGGAAGAACGUUAGAAGCAUGAAAGAUAGAAAUAAUCAGUCUGUAGAUUAUUUUCUGGAAUUCACAAUGAAUAUACGUAGACGUUCUAUUACGGGGAUUCUCACGGUAAUGUUUCCCAUCAUCAUUCUGUCUAUCAUGAACAUUUUCUGUUUCGUGCUCCCUAUUGCAGCGGGUGAAAAAGUUGGGAUGUCCAUGGCUAUUUUUCUAACCUUUGCGGUGUACGCUAACUUGUUGAGUGAAAAUAUGCCGACAUCCGCCGAAAACCUUUCAUGGUUCAGUAUCUACGUUACAACACAGGUCAUUCUCAGCGCCAUUACGGUUGUAUUGCAAUCUAUUCUACUUCGUGUUUACCACCAGGAUUCACAACCUGAUCAGUAUGAGAGAGAAGUUGAUAUGAAUGGACAUCAUCUGAAGACUAUCAUGGAAGAAGUAGGGAAAUGUAAUCCAGUUGUCGGGUCAGACGAGCCCACUAUAAUUAAAACACGCAGCAAUAAAGAUAUUGCCUUGAGAAUGGAGAACGUAUUUAUGGUAUGCAUUAUUUGCAUGAAUAUUGUGUCAAUUUGUCUUCUGUUUGCAAACAUUAUGUGAGAAAAGCAAUGGGAAAAUGACAUAUUUGAACUGCUUGUUUAUUAAAAGACAUGGUUAACAGUUUAAUCUAUGAGUGGGUUGGCUAUACCUACAUACGCAUUUAUAUAGAAAAACAAAUUGUAACUAAAUAUUAAAUAGAAUCGAUCAUUGAAUAUUUUUCUCUUCAAAUCAUAUGCAUGAAUAUCCUUAGUACAUGUGACAUGAAAUAUAGUUCUACAACACAUAGAAAUACAUACAAAAUGAACAGUGCAUGAAGUGGACAAUGUGUUAUAGAAUUAUGUGCAUUGUAAUACAACUGUUUUAUUACACCAGAUAUAGAGUUUGUUUGGAUAUCUUUUUUUUACUCAUAAUGAGCUUUUAAAAGGAAAUCUUCUGUUACAAAAUUCCGAUGUAUACCUUUAUACAUGUACAUGUAGCGAAGGAUGAGUGCUGGUGCAUGUGCAAAAAAAGGUAGUUUUGAUUAAUAAAUAUUAACCACCCC